Messenger RNA from Antechinus flavipes (yellow-footed antechinus), 1398 nucleotides. Its product is annotated as probable E3 ubiquitin-protein ligase TRIML1. The record is from RefSeq and is a predicted model, not a curated record. The coding region runs from base 1 to 1398 and encodes 465 amino acids. The transcript has a single exon. NCBI's taxonomy places the organism in Eukaryota, Metazoa, Chordata, Mammalia, Dasyuromorphia, Dasyuridae. Gene Ontology annotation, molecular function: zinc ion binding; protein binding.
AUGGCUGCUGCUACUGCAGAAAUGUUGCAGCAAUUGCAGAGCCAAAUCACCUGUAGCAUCUGUUGGAACUAUUUCUGUGAGCCAGUCAGCAUCGGGUGUGGGCACAGCUUUUGCCGAGCAUGUCUCCCAAGCUCGACAGCUACAGUUUUCUCCUGCCCUGAAUGCAGGCAAGUAUCUCAGGUCAGGGACUUCCCAUUAAUUAAUGGGAGCCUGGUAGAGCUGACUAAACUGGGCAAACAGCUCAGCUCCCAGCUGGUGCAGAGUGCUGGAGGACAGAGGCGCUGUGCCACUCACCACCAAGCCUUGGAGUUCUUCUGUGAAGACGAGCAGAUGUUGCUCUGUCAGAGCUGUUGCCAAAAUCCAGAGCACGGGGCUCACAGGCUCUCUUCUGUACAAGAAGCUGCAUCCAAUUGCAGGAAGAAGAUCCAGCACCUUCAUAGUUGCUUGCAGAAGUACUUUAAAGAAACUAAGAAACUUCUUGUUAAGGAAAAGAGACCUGUUAUUGACUGGCAGGAGAUGAUCCGCAGAGAAUACCUGGAAUGGGAUUCCUUCAUGUGGCCCGAGGAAUGUCAUCAUCUGGAAAGGAUGAAGCAAGAAAAGAAGAACAAGAAGGCCAGACUAUCCCAGCAAAGGAGAAGCCUUCAGGACCUCAUGCUGGAUCUCCAGGAAGCAGAGUGCCAGCCCAGUCUGGAUCUGCUGCGGGAUGUCAAGCAGUUGCUGCAAAGGAGCGAGUCCGUGUUGUCCCAAAGGGCCAAGGCGCUCAUCCCAGAGGUGAGAGUGUGUCCCAUCUCUGGCAUGAUAGAGACGCUCAAUCAAUUCAGAGUGGACGUCAGGAUGGAGCCCACAUCAGCCAGUCCUUGCCUGAUUGUGGCCGAGGAUCUGAAGAGUGUAAGAGCUGGACAAGGCUGGCAGCUGGACAGCCAAUCUGCUGAUGACCCCGAUCUUCCCAUUGUCCUUGCUGAGAAGGCCUACACCUCAGACAGACAGUACUGGGAGGUGGAUUUGACCCAGCUGCCUCAGUGGACACUGGGGAUUCACACAUCCUACUUAAGGAUAAAAAAUCCCGGGAGAGUAACUAAAUGUGUCUCUAUCUUUUUCCUGAGAUGUGUCAAGAAGGAAGAUGGAUAUUACUUGCAAUCUUAUCCUGGAUCAUUGAACCACAAACUGAAUGAUCCUAUUCCCAGGAUUGGGGUAUACCUGGAAUAUAAAACUGGCACCCUUGCCUUUUACAAUGUUCUCCAGAGUUCUCUUAUUUAUCAGUUACCUGAUAUUUCCUUCAUAGCACCUGUUACACCCAUGUUUUCUCCUGGCCCCCCCCUUCCAGGAACAAAGCCUGGUGCCAUGACUCUCUGUCCAGUGGAUUCUCAUCUUUGUGCUUGCUGCUAUUCAUCUCUCUGA